AUGAAUUUGCGAGAGAACCUAUUUGGCCAAGGCUCGCGAUCAGGCCGAGCUCAAGCACCACCACAGUCGGGAUACGGGCGGCCCUCCCAACUUCCCGGGCGAGACGAUACAUCUAUGCCGGGCGGAUACGAUGACAGAGGCGGGUACGGGGAUCCCAGAGGGUAUGCGUCGCCUCCGAGACAACCGCAGCAGAUGCCUUCAAGGGCAGCGGCUGGAAUGGCUUCGCCGGGCCGGCAAGCACAGCUCAGGAUUGCGAAGGUGGAGGAUAAGACAGCUGCUAAUCAGUACAUUUUUGGGAAUUUGUGUGCUGUGUCGCCUCGAGACUUCCCUCCUUCGAGAGAUGGCACGGAUCUCUACAUACUCCUCAAUGGGAGGUAUGUAGUCACGGCUCGACCUUUAGAAUCGUUUCCACCGGGCUGUAUAAGCUUGUCAGACCCUCAGAGAACCUGGUGUGAUGUUGGAAUGAUGGAUCCCAUCAUGGCCGAGUCCUACGACCCAUUCGCCGUCCAAGGCCCAGCCUCAUACUUAGGAACCUUAGACGUCGAAGUAGGCUUCGCUUCAGUAAAGAAGAUUACCGAUGUGCCUUUCGAUCAAGACAUCCUGGCCGAUGUCUUCAUCAAGAAUUUCGAGAACCAGAUUUUUGCGCCAGGUCAAAAGCUCUUGAUGGAUUAUAAGAACAUCCCAAUGAUGUUUACGGUCAAGACGGUCCAGCUCGUGGACAUGAGUAUGGAAAAGUCAUCCUCGGCGGCGCCGACGGUUUCGAGUCCCCAGGCGAGAGGUAUCUUGACGAGACAUACCCCGAUUACAUUCUACAAGGAUGCCAAGUCACCCAUCAAGCUUAAGGGAUCUGCGAAGCGGCCGGCCGCCAACUCGAUCAUUGCGCCAGACUUCAAGUUCGAGGACAUGGGUAUUGGUGGCUUGGACAAGGAGUUCAGUUCCAUCUUCCGAAGAGCUUUCGCUUCUCGUAUUUUCCCUCCUGGGCUGAUUGAGAAAUUGGGUAUCCAGCACGUGAAGGGUAUCUUACUGUUUGGGCCGCCUGGCACAGGCAAGACGCUUAUCGCUCGUCAAAUUGGAAAAAUGCUGAAUUCGAGAGAGCCGAAGGUCAUCAACGGACCCGAGGUCUUGAACAAGUACGUUGGACAGUCUGAGGAGAACAUCCGGAAACUUUUCGCCGAUGCCGAGAAGGAGUACAAGGAGAAGGGAGACGAAAGUGGUCUCCACAUCAUCAUUUUCGAUGAGUUGGAUGCUGUGUGCAAGCAGAGAGGUUCCGGAGCUGGAGGUGGAACUGGUGUUGGUGACAGUGUUGUCAACCAGUUGCUCUCCAAGCUCGAUGGAGUCGACCAGCUCAACAACAUCCUGCUUAUUGGGAUGACCAAUCGCAUGGACAUGAUUGACGAUGCGCUUCUUCGUCCUGGGCGUUUGGAGGUCCACAUGGAGAUCUCCCUACCAGAUGAGGAUGGCCGGGCGCAGAUUUUGAAGAUUCAUACCUCGAAGAUGUUGGAUAACAACGUCAUGGAUCCGGAUGUCAACGUAGCCGAGCUUGCUCAUCUUACCAAGAACUUUUCUGGUGCUGAGCUUGGAGGCUUGGUCAAGUCCGCCUCGUCAUUUGCUUUCAACCGACACGUUAAGGUUGGUACGGUUGCUGGUGUCAGCGAUGACAUUGAAAACAUGAAAGUCAACAGAGGCGACUUUUUGCAUGCUCUUGAGGAGGUCAAGGCUGCAUUUGGUGUCUCCGAAGAGGAGCUCGAGACUGCUAUGGCUGCGGGGAUUUUGCAUUACAGCCCAUACAUCGCGAAUAUCCUCAAGGACGGUCGACUUUUCGUCGACCUCGUCAAGAACUCCGCAACCACAUCACUCCUUUCCGUCCUCAUGCAUGGCCCACCAGGAUCGGGGAAAACAGCUCUCUCGGCUAGGAUUGCUAAGGAGUCAAACUUCCCCUUUAUCAAGCUCGUCUCCGCCGAGAACAUGGUUGGCUUUAGCGAGAUGGCCAAGAUCCAAUACCUGAACAAGGUAUUCACUGAUGCGUACAAGUCGCCUCAGAACAUCGUUGUAGUAGACAACAUUGAACGCAUUAUUGAGUGGGUCCCUAUCGGACCACGCUUCUCUAACCCGGUCCUCCAGGCCUUGAUGGUUCUCCUCACCAAACAGCCACCAAACGGUCGCCGUCUCCUCAUCAUCGGCACCACUUCCCAGCGCUCCGUCUUGCGCCAACUCGACCUACAACAAAUCUUCAACCGUGAAUUAGCCGUUCCUAACAUCAACACACACGCCGAGCUCGCUUCCGUGCUUCGGGAAGUCAACGCCUUUGAUAGCGAUUCCGAUCUUAAAAGGUCUCUCAAAGAGCUGCGUGAUUAUGCUGGGACGGACCAAGUCGGUGUUGGAAUCAAGAAAGUACUGCUUGCCGUGGGCGAGGCGAAGCAGGAAGAAGGAAAUAUGGUCAAUCGAUUUGCCGAGGUGGUGGCUCAGCAGAUCAUCAGCAACAGAGAUUAG
Messenger RNA from Drepanopeziza brunnea f. sp. 'multigermtubi' MB_m1, 2490 nucleotides. RefSeq lists its product as uncharacterized. The record is from RefSeq and is a predicted model, not a curated record. Gene Ontology annotation, biological process: intra-Golgi vesicle-mediated transport; Golgi to plasma membrane protein transport; SNARE complex disassembly. Gene Ontology annotation, cellular component: Golgi stack. Gene Ontology annotation, molecular function: ATP hydrolysis activity; ATP binding. Lineage: Eukaryota; Fungi; Ascomycota; Leotiomycetes; Helotiales; Drepanopezizaceae.